Dryobates pubescens (Downy woodpecker) is the source of this 3030-nucleotide messenger RNA. It is a transcript of the gene THOC7, whose product is annotated as THO complex subunit 7. The transcript has 8 exons. NCBI's taxonomy places the organism in Eukaryota, Metazoa, Chordata, Aves, Piciformes, Picidae. Gene Ontology annotation, cellular component: THO complex part of transcription export complex. Bases 134 to 754 code for a protein of 206 amino acids. The record is from RefSeq and is a predicted model, not a curated record. Gene Ontology annotation, biological process: mRNA export from nucleus; mRNA processing.
GCCAGCCGGCUCAGGCCCCAGCUGCCGCCGCCGCCGCCUCCCCCUCCAUGGCCGCCGCUCUCGCCGGCUGCAUUGUGGGAAGCUGACCUCACUCGCUGCUGCCACCGCCCCGCCGGCUCCGGCACUCGCCGCCAUGGGGGCCGUGACCGACGAUGAAGUUAUCCGCAAGCGACUUCUGAUCGAUGGCGAUGGUGCUGGUGACGACAGACGGAUCAAUCUGCUAGUGAAGAGUUUUAUUAAGUGGUGUAAUUCUGGAUCUCAAGAGGAAGGUUACAGUCAGUACCAACGAAUGCUGAGCACUUUAUCCCAGUGUGAAUUUUCAAUGGGAAAAACUCUGCUGGUGUACGACAUGAACCUGAGAGAGAUGGAAAACUAUGAAAAAAUCUACAAGGAUAUAGAAAACAGUAUCGCUGCAGCACAUGAGAAGAUUUCUGAAUGCAAAAAGCAAAUCCUGCAAGCAAAAAGGAUUCGGAAGAAUCGCCAGGAAUAUGAUGCAUUGGCCAAAGUCAUACAGCAGCAUCCAGACAGACACGAAACACUGAAGCAGCUAGAAGCUUUGGGGAAAGAACUGCAACAUCUUUCUCACAUUAAAGAAAAUGUUGAGGAUAAGUUGGAGCUGAGAAGAAAGCAGUUCCACGUUCUCCUGAGCACUAUCCAUGAACUUCAGCAAACCUUAGAAAAUGAUGAAAAGCUUUCAGAAGCUGAAGAAUCUCAAGAAACACAGAUGGAAACAGAGACCAAACAGCAGAUGUAAUAGAAGACUACUGAUCACGCUAUUAAGAAUAUCCAAGUGUCUUCACUUGUACUGAAACCAACAGUAAGAGAGAUGGAGCUGAAAAAUAGUUUUCUGCUGCAUCUGUGAAUUGUUUUACAAAGAUAGUUGUUUUGUUUAUGCUUCAGGGGAAACCAGUUACAGAUCUGUGCAGACAGGCACUUUCUGUUAAUCCACCAACUUCCUAAUUUGUGACAAAGAUUUUGUUUUACAAGGGAUGAAGCUUCUGCACAGUACUUGUGAACUCGUGUUUGCAAAACAUAGUCAAUAAAAGGCGUUUACAAAUAGUUUCCCCUUUUCAGUAGGCAUUGAGCCUAACGGUAUGGGCUCCCCUUACUUGACACUGGACUGCAGGCAGUGCAUCUUUGUGUAAGUUCCAGUUUCCAUACCCAAGUCCAGAUGGGACCUAAAACUAAACUAAGUAGGGUCUUAAUUUUUCAAAGUAGCUGCCAUUUUAGAAGUUACCUGUGACUAGACUAGAAUUUCUACUUUCAUACAAAACAAAUUGCUUCUAUACAAUUUGUGCUUGUCAAGAUGUGGAAAACAAUAAAAAAAUCUUACUGGACUAGCUUUACUUUUUUUUCCUUAAGGUCAUGCAAAUAAUUGCAGUGAUGUGACCCUUGCUAUGCUGUGUUCUGUGUGGCCACAUCAAAAGUCACAUUUUGAAAUGACACUUUUAAAACUAUGAUUUAAAAGCUUUGUACUUGGAGAAGUAGGAAUGUAACCUUGUAACCAUUUGUAAUCUACUUUUGGAUUUUAUCUUUCAAGUGACUAUUAGGAAUACAUUGUAGCUCCUGAACCAGGUAGUGGAAGCCUCCCUUUCUCAUGAUGACAAACUGAAGGAGUACAGCAGCAAAGAAUCUCAGAUAUUUUAAUAGGGAGAGUGUAAUCUAUCCACCUGGAUCAUCCUGCAGACUGAACAGUGUUUGGAGUUAGGAAAUACAGGUUUCAACCUUCCCAACAAAAGAAAAGAAUGGAGUAUGCUCUAAGCUUUUGUAAGGCAGGAGGGGGAAGGAAAAAGGGGCACUAGUGGGUCCUGUCACUACCUCUUAGCCAUGUUCUAAAACACCUCCUAAAUGAGGCCUUCCACUGGCUUGCGUAAAGGAACAUGUUUUGGAUCUCACUCAGACUGAGUCAUAGGUGUACGUGGUUGAAGUAAAAUAAUGAUACUACACAGAAUAGUGCCACCUCCUCAAACUAGGUGACAGCUGAGGGGGUUUUCCAGGAUUGUGACUUUGGACUUUUGCAGUCUAAAUGCCAUAUAAUUCCCACUCUUCAGUGGCUGUGUAUCUGUUUUCAUUGGGUUGAACAGGCAUAUCUGAGCUUGUUUAGCUCACAUUCAAAGUUCGCUGAAGGCAAGCCAACUGACCAAGGACUCGCACAGCUUCAGUAGUGCAGUGCAGCCCCAGACUAAUAAACUGUCAAAAGGUUUCUAGUUCACAGCUGGUCAACUCAGAACACAGGGGAAGCUCAGGUUUGAGUCUGUGUAGACAUGCAGUGCUUCUUGUGCACUUCAAAUUUUGCAGACAGUGGGGUGGAUUAGUUAAAGGUCUUUUAGAUGUGGUGCUUGGGGAUAUGGUUUAGGGGUGAACUUUGCAGAGAAGGUUUAUUGGUUGGACUUGGUGAUCCUGAGGGUCUUUUCCAACCUGAAUGUUUCUGUGAUUGUGUGGAAUAAGUAAACAAAAGGGAUUGAAUACAAAAAAAUGCAGUCCAAAUAAGAACAUUUAUUGUUCUAUGUUUUUAACCCUCCUAACAACAGUCAAUAGUAAAAAAUGUUGUGAAGCAGCAACACUAAAUUGCCAAAUCUGGGAGGAGUCACUUUCAUGAAUAUUUGAAUUAUGAAAAUCAUAAAUGACAAAGUCUCAAGACACUUUUAAAGCAUAGUAGCAUUUUAUCUAGAUGCAGAGCUCUUCCUGAGCUACCUGGAUUAUAUAUUGGUGCAGAGGUGGAUGACAUUUACAAGCUAAAAAUGGUAACAGCACUGCCAUGAAAACCUCAGAUUUUUCCUUUUUUUUUUUUUUUAACCCAGUACUUUGGAAUUUUACUUGGAUCACUCAAAUAUCUUCUCUCAGAACUUGUGCUGCUCCAUACAGAACCUGACUGGAAAUAUGCCAAUGCCUGAGCCUGUCCUGCUGGUGAGGAAUGCAUACAUAGAAACAAAAGUUGUACAGGAGAGAAGCUAUAGAAACAUGCAGCAAAGUAAGGGAUGUAUUCCUGUUUGAAAUUACAGUGAUGCAAUCUUGAAAAGCAAUUGCUGC